Cucurbita maxima (winter squash) is the source of this 3103-nucleotide messenger RNA. RefSeq names its product serine/arginine repetitive matrix protein 1. Gene Ontology annotation, biological process: mRNA processing; regulation of mRNA splicing, via spliceosome. The record is from RefSeq and is a predicted model, not a curated record. Gene Ontology annotation, molecular function: RNA binding. The transcript is spliced from 11 exons. Gene Ontology annotation, cellular component: spliceosomal complex. The coding region runs from base 308 to 2899 and encodes 863 amino acids. NCBI's taxonomy places the organism in Eukaryota, Viridiplantae, Streptophyta, Magnoliopsida, Cucurbitales, Cucurbitaceae.
AAUGAGGAGGAGGAUAAAAGAGUACGAAUUUCUGAUGGCUCAAUCCGUCAUUGGAAUCGUCUUUGCAGCUUAAUCGAGGGCGUGUUCAGUCCAAUUCGUCUGGUCUCUGAGUCGUUCCCACGCUCUCGCCUUAGCUGCUGCCACUGUCGGGGAGUGUUCGGAGCUUCAUUUCUCCCACAGCUUCUCACCAACCCAUCGCUACCAAGCAUCACUUGCAGAUGUACUCCAACUAACCCUAAUUCCUUCUCCACUCACUCGCUCACCGUCUCAUCAAACCCACCUUGGUUCCCACCACAAGCCCUAGAAAAUGUCGGGCGGCUUUUUCCGGGGUACGUCUGCGGACCAAGACACUCGUUUUUCGAACAAGCAAGCAAAGCUGCUGAAGACACAGAAGUUCCCGGUUGAACUAGAACAGUUGGUGGAUAUGACAAAGGUGAAGAUGGAUGUUAUCAAGCCGUGGAUUGCUACGAGGGUGACUGAGCUCCUUGGGUUUGAAGAUGAAGUUCUUAUUAACUUCAUAUACGGCCUUUUGGAUGUCAAGGAAGUAAAUGGGAAGGAAGUUCAAAUACAACUCACUGGGUUCAUGGAAAAGAAUACUGUGAAAUUUAUGAAAGAGCUUUGGACACUACUCCUUAGUGCCCAGAAAAAUGCCAGUGGUGUCCCUCAACAAUUUUUGGAUGCCAAAGAAGAAGAAAUUAGAAAGAAGAAGGCAGAGUCAGAUUUUCUUGCAAAUGAAAUUCAGAAAAAGAGAGAGAAGGAAAAUCGAGAAAUUGAGGAGCAGAGAUCGAAGAAGAUGGAUGAUGGGGCUGAAAAGGUGGCCGCUUUGGAGCCUACCUCAAAGAAUGUGCGCUCAAGGGCUACGAGAAAUCAUUCAGAGGAAGAGGAAGGGGCUGAAAAGAGAAAUGGUUUUAGGGGAAGAAGCAGUGAUAGACACAAGUCAAGAAGCAGAUCUCGAUCACCUCAACGACGACGGAGCUCUUUUUCACGAGCAAGAUUGUCUGCAAGUCCACAUCGAAGGGAUCGUCGUGAUUCAUUCUCUCCCCGACGUAGAACACCAUAUUCAAGGAGAUCUAGAUCUACUUCACUUCGUAAAUCUCGUUCUCCUUCUCAACAUAGCUCACCAUCUCCUCCUCGUAAAUCACCAUAUCGAUCACCACCACCUGUACAACGUCGAUCAUCAUCACCUACCCGUCGAAGGUCACCAUCAGUUGAUAAGCAUAAGAGAUCACCAUCACCCGUAGGCCAACGUAGGUCACUGUCACCUAUAAGACGUCGUCGUUCACCUUCAGGUAUUCGACGUCGUAGAUCACCAUCACCUAAAUGGCGUCGUAGAUCACCAUCACCUAAAUGGCGUCGUAGAUCACCAUCACCAGAGUGGCGUCGUAGGUCUCCGUCACCUGGACGACGUCGUAGGUCACCAUCUCCUAUACGGCGUCGCAGGUCGCCAUCUCCUAUACGGCGUCGAAGGUCACCAUCUCCUAUACGACGUCGAAGGUCACCAUCCCCACCACGGCAUCAUAGAUCACCAUCUCCACACCGCCGCAAGUCACCUUCUUUUGCACGUCGUCGUAGAUCACCAUCUCCAUCACAUCGUCGAAGAUCACCAUCUCUGGUAGGCUAUGGUAGAUCACGCUCACCUGUUAGACGCCACAAGUCUCGCUCUCCAGUACGACGGCGUUUGUCAACUUCCUCCUCACCAGUAAGGAAAUUGGAUAGGUCAUCACCACUUGAUCAUCACAGAACACCUUCACCCCUGGAACAUAGAUCUCCAUCAACCCCAUUGAGCAAAUCACCUCCAUCACCACUAAGGUCAUCUCCAGCACGCCUCAAGAGAUCAAGUCCAUCUCGACGUAGAUCCAUUUCACCAUAUGAUCGGAGUUCAUUGGAGGAGCAGGGAAACCUUUCGCCUGUCAAAAGAAAAUCUGCACAUCAGAGGAGGUCUCUCUCUCAAUCUCCCGGCAGAAAUGUUCAGACAUCCCCAGCAUCCCAACAACCUUCUAGGUCAUUGAGGUCACCAGAAAGGAAUUCUAGGGAAGGGAACAAUUCCAAUACCAGAACAUUGGCUUCACCAUCGUCUUUGGAGAAGUCUCCAGCACUAACAGAUUCUCCACCAGUUACGAGGAGUGCUAGCGAUGAUAGGAGGUUAAGUUCACCACGAUCACGGGCAAAGCAGUAUCGUCAUGACAGCCGUUCAACAAGGACAAGGGAAGACGAGGUCGCUUACGCUAGGGAGAGUGGGAAUAGAAAGUCCCUGAAUUCUUCCAUUGUCGGUAAGACGAAAAAUUCUCCUGUGGAUGCCAAAGUUCUCUCACCUGGAAGUAGUAAGCAUUCUCGAAAGGAGGCGCCUGCAAGCCCCGAUGUACAAAAAUCUUCGUCAUCACACAAAGAAGGUAUGAAACAGGAUGAAACGAGCCAUUCGCUCCCAAGUAAGACCAAGGAAACUGAGCAUUUGACAGUUGAAAAAGUUGAUCAUAAUAACCGGGACGAGGCUUCAGAUUCUGAUUUGGAGGAAGGCUAUAAGCGUAAAACUGGAAGUAGGGAGAAGAAAAGACACAGAAAAUCAGACAGACACGGCACUUCUUCGGACUCUGAAGACAGCUAUGAUACUGAAUUGGAGAGGAAGGAAGCCAGGAGGAGGAAGAAGGAGGAGAGGAGGUUGCGGAAGGAGAAGAAGCGCCAAAAACGCGAAGAGCGUAGGCGGAAAAAGGAAGAGCGGCGUGCAGAGAAGACAAAAGCUAAGAACCUUAGUGAUGAUGACUCAGAUGAUGAUCAAGUUGCAAAAGACGAGUCUUAUAAGCGUAAUGGCGCAGAUGAGGCCGAGCACAAAAGACUAGAGAUCGAGUUAAGGAAGAAGGCACUGGAAUCGUUCAACGCGAGGAAAGGAAGAGGCCCUGAAUAGUCUGUAUCAAGUAAGUAUCUUUUUCAAAUUUCAGAAUAGUCUGUAUUAUGAAGCACAUCUUUUCACAUAAGAGGUACAUUGUCAUCUGUAACUUCCCUUUAAGCCAUGCGGCUGAAUUCACAAAUGGUGAUUUCUUGGAUGUUCCUUUGAACGCAAACUUUAAUUAAGUUUCCAUAUGAUGGAAAGACAAUUACCCUCUUGCCU